AUGGACAGAACACCUGUAGUCUCUGGAGAUCCACCAGGGUAUGGUGAUGAUUCCCCGUCCUACUUUAACACUCCGACUGAGGAGGACCCGUUCACAUCGAAUAUGCGAGGAAAUGGCUCAACCAUGCGAUUGCUUCCCCAGAGCCAUGAGACUGAGUAUAGACCGUAUGUACCUUCUUCUUCUGGUUUUAGGUACCCUCCGCAGGAAAGAAUCCCUCCCUCACCCAAGCGCAAGCCUGUUGCGACAGGACGCCAGGUCAAGUGGCAGGAUUCCCAGUCCAAAACUGCGCGCCGCAGGAACACCCCUCUGUCUUCGUUGCUGUCCGAAGCGCAAGAAAAAUUGGACAAGAUCCCACCUGUGGUGACUGGUCAUGCCCCAAUGCUAAAAGCGCGAGUGACGUUAAAACGAAGCCCAAACACUAAUAGAGUGCCAUCGUAUAGAGCCCAAAGACCCUCGCCCGAGAGGUACCAUAGACCUACCGUUGCCACGUUGCAGACAUCGCGACCAAACUCGAGCCUUGGUCAGACACCUUUAAUACCUCCUCCUGCUGCGACUCGACACAUCUCACCAGAGCGAACAUCCCCCAUCAGACCAGGCACACCGUUGAGAGAUGCAGCGGAUUGGACGCGACCACCAGCAGCGAGCGUAGCAUAUGAGCCUGCAGACCUGAAUGGCAGCCCCCGGCCUGGCUCUUCUGCAUCAAAAUAUGGUGGCAGUCCCCGAAGACCACUACCUCCUGCGCCGCUGUUCGCAGGCGCUGGCGCACCAAGAACAUCGUUGGAGGAAACUGCGAUUCCAAUACCAGACUCGCCCGAAGAUGUCUUUGUGGGCGCGAAUGCUCACAAGCAGACCACUGUGGAUCCUCGUACGUCCAUGAAGUCACACGAUUCCUACCUCUCCGAAUCCACCGUCACAGAAGAGUACGAGCCGGAGAAAGCCGAGAGUUCCGAUCACUAUGGCCCUGCGCCCGAAGGACGACAGGACCGCCGUGGCCUGAGGGAGGCACAAAUGAUCAAGAAAGAAGUCAGGCUGAUCAAUGGAGAACUCAUUCUUGAAUGUAAAAUACCGACCAUUCUUCACAGCUUCCUGCCACGAAGAGAUGAACGGGAAUUCACUCACAUGCGAUACACAGCGGUGACCUGUGACCCUGACGACUUCGUGCUCAAAGGCUACAAGCUUCGACAAAACAUCGGCAGCACAAUGCGCGAGACGGAACUCUUCAUUUGCGUCACCAUGUAUAAUGAGAGCGAGAUUGAUUUUACCCGAACCAUGCACGGCAUCAUGAGGAACAUCACGCAUUUCUGUUCACGAACCAAGUCACGAACAUGGGGGAAGGAUGGUUGGCAAAAGAUUGUUGUAUGUGUGAUUGGGGAUGGCAGGAGGAAAGUUCAUCCCCGGACCCUGAAUGCGCUGGCCGCGAUGGGGGUCUAUCAAGAAGGCAUUGCGAAGAAUAUUGUCAACCAGAAAGAAGUGACUGCCCACGUCUAUGAAUAUACCACACAAGUUUCGCUGGACGAAGGAUUGAAGUUCAAGGGGGCCGAGAAGGGCAUCGUACCAUGUCAGAUGAUAUUUUGUAUGAAGGAGAAGAAUCAGAAGAAGCUGAACUCGCACCGAUGGUUCUUCAACGCCUUCGGGCGGGCCUUGACUCCCAAUGUCUGCAUCCUGCUCGACGUGGGGACCAAGCCGGAACCAAAAGCAUUGUACUACCUAUGGAAGGCAUUCGAUCAAGAUUCGAACGUGGCUGGCGCAGCGGGGGAGAUCAAAGCUGGCACUGGAAAGGCAUGGCUUGGGCUCCUCAAUCCGCUCGUGGCGUCGCAGAAUUUCGAAUACAAGAUGUCGAACAUCCUCGACAAGCCUCUGGAAUCGGUCUUCGGAUACAUCACCGUGCUCCCUGGAGCAUUGUCGGCAUACCGGUAUUAUGCCUUGCAGAAUGACACAUCAGGCCACGGACCCCUGAGCCAGUACUUCAAGGGCGAAACGUUGCACGGCCAUGAUGCGGAUGUCUUUACUGCAAACAUGUAUCUGGCAGAGGAUCGUAUCUUGUGCUGGGAGUUGGUAGCGAAGAGACAGGAGCAAUGGGUGUUGAAGUUUGUGAAGAGUGCUGUUGGGGAGACAGACGUACCUAGCGAAGUGCCCGAAUUCAUAUCGCAACGUCGCCGCUGGCUCAACGGAGCCUUCUUCGCCGCCGUCUACUCGCUCACCCACUUCCGGCAGCUCUGGCGCACCGACCACACCAUCACGCGCAAAGUGCUCCUGCACAUCGAAUUCGUCUACCAAUUCAUCUCUUUGCUGUUCACCUUCUUCUCCCUGGCCAACUUCUACCUCACCUUCUACUUCAUCGCUGGAAGCCUGUCCGACCCCAAAAUCGACCCCUUCGGCCACAACAUCGGCAAAUACAUCUUUGUCAUCCUCCGCUACGCCUGCGUGCUGCUGAUCUGCCUCCAGUUCAUCCUGAGCAUGGGCAACCGGCCGCAGGGCGCCAAACGCAUGUUCUUCUCCACCAUGAUCACCUACUCCAUCAUCAUGGCCUACACCACCUUCGCGGCGCUGUACAUCGUCAUCAUCCAACUCAAGUCCCACACCCUGCAACCCGUGGCGCCAGACUCGUCCGCCUACCGGCUGGGCAACAACAUCUUCACCAACCUGAUCGUCAGCACCGUCUCGACGGUCGGCCUGUACUUCCUCAUGUCCUUCAUGUACCUGGACCCGUGGCACAUGUUCACCAGCUCGGCGCAAUACUUCGCCCUGCUGCCCUCGUACAUCUGCACGCUGCAGGUGUACGCCUUCUGCAACACGCACGACGUGACGUGGGGCACCAAGGGCGACAACGUGAUCCACACGGACCUGGGCGCGGCCAACGCGGCCAAGGGGUCCGGCAACGUGGUCGAGGUGGAGAUGCCGUCGGAGCAGCUCGACAUCGACUCCGGCUACGACACGGCGCUGCGCAACCUGCGCGACCGGCUCGAGGCGCCCGUGUGCGCCAUCUCGGAGAACCAGGCGCAGGAGGACUACUACCGCGCGGUGCGCACCUACAUGGUGGCGGUGUGGAUGGUGGCCAACGCCAUCCUGGCCAUGAGCGUCUCCGAGGCCUACGCCCUCGACAAGGGCAUCGCCGACAACACCUACCUCAAGUUCCUGCUGUGGAGCGUCGCCGCCGUCGCCAUCUUCCGCGCCAUCGGCAGCUCCGUCUUCGCCGUCAUGGCCGUGCUGGCCGUCGUGGUAGAGGGCAGGUUUCGCGAGAAGGUGGGCCGCUGGUUGGGCGUCGGAGGCGCCAAGGCCGGCGACGGCGAGAGUAGUGGCAGUGGCAGCGCCAGGACGCCCAGUGAGGGCGCGCUCACCAUGUCCGUCAUCAGCAGUGGCAUCUCCAGCGGGCUGAGCGUGCUGAGCAGCAAGAUCAGCAGCGGCUUCAGUUGGGUCAGCAGCAGGAGUGGGAGAUAG
Messenger RNA from Endocarpon pusillum Z07020, 3438 nucleotides. RefSeq names its product Chitin synthase 2. Gene Ontology annotation, molecular function: chitin synthase activity. The record is from RefSeq and is a predicted model, not a curated record. Gene Ontology annotation, cellular component: cell septum; cell periphery. The transcript is spliced from 2 exons. Bases 1 to 3438 code for a protein of 1145 amino acids. NCBI's taxonomy places the organism in Eukaryota, Fungi, Ascomycota, Eurotiomycetes, Verrucariales, Verrucariaceae.